This is a messenger RNA of Paramecium tetraurelia, 627 nucleotides long. RefSeq lists its product as uncharacterized. The transcript has a single exon. NCBI's taxonomy places the organism in Eukaryota, Ciliophora, Oligohymenophorea, Peniculida, Parameciidae. The record is from RefSeq and is a predicted model, not a curated record.
AUGAUAUUCCUUAUUUAGACAUCUACUUCAUAGUUGAUUUCAUUGCCAAUUACUAUCCCCUCUUUAAUUGCAUAUUUCAUUUGUCUAUUCAUCUCCUAUAUUAUCUUCUAUUUAUUGUUCUGUUCAUCGUUUGUAUUUAAUCGCUAAUUUCAUCGUCUGUUUUAUCCCCUAUUUCAUCGAAUAUUUCACCCCAAAAUUCAUCGCAUCAUCACUCCCCUAUUUCAUUUUCGAUAUAUAGUCAAUUUCAUCCCCUAUAUCAGAGUCCAUUAAUGGCCUAUUUCAUUCUUUAUAUUUCAUCACCUAUUUCAUCUAGUACCAUCCCCUAUUUCAUCUAAGAUUUCAUUGCAAUUAAAAUAGGGGGUUCCUCAAAUUUUUAUUUUUUUGUAACCCCAACAAUAUUACAGGCGAAUAAGAGAGGAAGCGAAAUGCAAGCCUUUGAUCAAACCCAUAAGGAAUCCCUUUUUAAUUGAUAUUGCUUUCUAAAGUAUAAGCAUCUUUAUCAAAAGUCUACAUUAAAAUAAUUUUUUCAUUCAACUUUUUUUUUCUUAAUGUUCCUUAAGAAUCUGGAAUCCAAUAUUUAUUUUACUUAAAUCAUCUUUUCAAAAGCUUUUAUAAUCAAAUAGUUGA